Messenger RNA from Micropterus dolomieu (smallmouth bass), 3731 nucleotides. Its product is annotated as UDP-glucuronosyltransferase 3A1-like. Gene Ontology annotation, molecular function: UDP-glycosyltransferase activity. The transcript has 9 exons. The coding region runs from base 279 to 1883 and encodes 534 amino acids. Lineage: Eukaryota; Metazoa; Chordata; Actinopteri; Centrarchiformes; Centrarchidae. The record is from RefSeq and is a predicted model, not a curated record.
GACAGAAUCAUAGUUGCAGACUUGCACCCAAAACCAUUUUGUCCUGCUGAUUUCUUGUGGAAAAUUUUCCAUUUGUCUGGAUCCCAACUCUGGCUUAGAACCCGUCUGACCCCGUUGGAUUUAACUUUGUUGCUGUAUUACAGAGUUAAAAGGGCAAACUUUAUCACAAGGAAUUGUUUUUCACUCAGGAAGGUUUUCAUUACAUUUUAUUUUUGAUUUGGAAGACUAUUUUAGGAGGACUUUGGCUGCAGGUCAGUGUAUUGUGCUCUAAUAACAAGAUGGGGAUUGUAUUUUGGAUGUUUUCUCUUCUGGCUGUUCCAGUACUUCAGUCUGCCAAGAUCCUGACUGUCUGUCUAAUUGGAGGAAGCCACUACUUGUUAUUAGAUGAAAUUUCUCAUAACUUACACCAGCGUGGCCAUGAGGUUCGCAUGCUCUUGCAACUGGGCAACCCUGUUAUUACAGGGUUUUCCUAUGCAGGCCGUGCAGACAGUUACCAGAUGAGCACCUGGUUCUUAGGCGAGAAAUACAUCAAAGAUUAUAACGGCUGGUUCCUAGAGCAACAGACGCAGUUUUUACUGGGAAGAGAUAACUUGACUAACUUUCUAAACUUCAUGGGGCACAUUUCCUAUCAGUGUGACAAGCUGUUAGGGGACAAAGAGAUGAUAACUUUCCUCCAGACGGAACGCUACGACAUCACCAUCCUUGAUGCUUUUAAUCCCUGUUCCUUCAUUCUGGCACACAAACUUGGUGUCCACUAUAUAGCUUUCUAUCCUGGCACUCUGAAUGGUCCUCUGUCCAUCGCGCUCCCCAGCCCGGUCUCCUACAUCCCAGUCUUCAGCUCCCAGCUAUCCGACCACAUGAACAUCUGGGGUCGUGCAAAGAACCUCUUUUAUUCUUUCCUGGCACCUGUAGGGCAGGAACUUGUCUGGUCGACAUUUAGGGAUGUAGCUGAGCGCCAUCUCGAGUCCGGCUCACCCCCUGGUGGUCUGGAGGAGUUACAUCAAGGAGCUGAACUCUGGGCCUUCAACACUGACUUUUCACUGGAGUUCCCGCAGCCCCUUAUGCCUUACACCGUGCUGGUGGGAGGUCUGCUGAAUAAACCUGCGAAGCCUCCGGAACAGGAUCUUGAGCUGUGGAUCUCAGAUCUCGGAGAGGUAGGUUUCAUUGUUGUGACUCUGGGAUCAAUGGUCUCUUCGAUCUCUGUGGAACCUCUGCUUGUGGAGCUUGUGGCUGGCUUCUCCAGGAUCCCUCAACAUAUUAAUGUCAGGAUGUUAUGGGAAGUUAUAAACCUGCAGUGUUUGGCUUGCAGGUAUGACUCCCAGCGAUGGCCAUCUCACCUGGACAGACCUCACAAUUUCAGACUAGUGGAUUGGCUGCCCCUUAAUGACUUACUGGGUCACAAAAAAGCCCGUCUCUUUAUCACCCAUGGUGGACAAAACAGCCUGCUGCAGGCAGUGUACCACGCUGUUCCUGUGCUGGGAAUCCCUCUGUUUGGAGACCAGUUUGAUAAUAUGGUGAGGGCUGAAACGAAGGGACUUGGCCUCACCAUCAACCCCACACACAUCACCAGGGAAGUGCUCAGCUCCACUAUUCAAACACUCAUACAGGACAUCAGGUUCAAGUCUACAGCUUUGUCCCUUAGCAGGAUCCACAAAUCUCAUCCUGUCCCUCCAGCCCUUCGACUCAUCCAGUGGGUGGAGCACAUCCUGCACAGUGGAGGUGGAACUCAUUUAAGGCCAGCUUCACUGGCGCAUCCAUGGUACCAGAGAUACCUGUUGGACCUGGUGCUUCUUCUCUCCCUGGUGCUUCUUGGACCUGUAGUUCUCUCCUGGACUUUUUGUAGGAGCAGGAAUAGCAGGGAUAAACACAAAAAAAUACAUUAGCGACACCUCAGAGACAAGUCAGAUUUAUACCUUAGUUCUGUGUUACUGUUUUAUCUCUGACUUAUUAUGUACUGAACCAAUAUGAGAACUUGCUAACUUGAAUUCCCUCUACCCUAAAAUACUGCAGCUGUUCAAUAAAAAAAAAACUGCUUGUUAUAAGUGGUUUCUACAAUCCACCUUUAAAUACAUAAAACAAAUAAGUGACUGGCAUGUUGAUGUAGGAGACCUUCACUUUGACACAAGUGAUGGGCCCAGAAAAUAUAUCCCUUAAGGACAAAAAUAUAAGGUUAUAGAGAGUAUAAAGAUGUUUUUCUUAUUACAAAAUAUCCCCUUUAAUUAUCAAAAGUAAGGUUGAAAAGUACUCCAAUUUAUGCCAUUAAUACUAUUGCUCAACUUUUUAGGUUGAGUACUUUUUUUUCCUUACUGAAGAGCUUCACUCUGUAUUCGCAGUUUCACUUUGGUGGAAUAGCCCUAAUGCCGAUUGUCCUGCCCUCUCCCCUCCCAGCGCCUACCAGACGUCUCAUUUGUAAAGCAGCGCCACAAUGUCCAACACUUCUGUGCUACUUUGACCUGGCUGCACUGCAAGCAGGGCUGGUUGACAUUACGCACGCAAACACGCACAUCCACCCUAACUAAGCAAUGAUUUUGUGUUGUUGCAUGUACCAAAGUGUGAGAGUGAGCGUUGUGUACUGCUUUGCUUGCCUAUGUAUGUGUAGACAAAGCGUGUUGAGAGUCAUAGAAUACACCUGAAUUCUCAAAAGUCUGCUCUACCUGCAAAGUGUGUAUACGCAUGUGUGUGUGUUUGGGGCAGCGUUAUGGUCUACUGGCCCUUGAGUUAUUAACCACCAGCAAAUUCUCAACUCUGACCCCCACACCCUCCUCUGCUGGUUUCCACUGAGUCUCCUUCCCCCUUCUAAACAUGACACAAAAGCACAUAGCAAUGUUCAUGGUCAGCGCUUGGAGGACCCCCCACCCUCUCCUGCCCCAUUCUGUUCCCCCUUCCACUCCUCACAUCUGUGUUGGGGGUUAGUAGGGAGGAAAAUAUAGAUUAGCAAGGAAAUAAUGACCAAUUAGGACAGCUUGUUCUCUGUCCAUUCAACUGUCCAUUAUUUGCCUGCAUUUCAUUUGUCUGUUUGUCUGGCAGUUGCAGGUGCCAGUGAGUCUUCCUCUGUCUCGCACGCAAUCCAAAACAGGCAAGGCAAAGCAGCCAAAGCAUGAUGGGACAGGACCACUGGGAGAAAAAAAAAAGGAAAGAGGCUAUAAAAGGAGACUUUAAUGAGGCAGAAGAAGGAUACACCAAUGCAAAAUAGAAUACAUGAAAAUUGUAGAGCAGAGAAGAAACAGAAGAAACAAAGGGAGAAACAGAAACUAGAAAAAACAGUGAUCACAGUAAAACAGACAACAUAGACAUCUGUCCAAAAUGUAACCUGUGUCACUUUUCUCUGUUUAAUACUGUAACUGCAAUUAAUUUAAAGUUACAUGUUUCUCAUGUUUGGGAUAAGCUGGAAGAGCAAUGAUCUACACAUUUUAUUUACUACAACCGUGACACUUAGUUCAAAACAGUUUAACCAGCGGUAUCAAGAUGAAAUCAACAAAAAUAAAAUUUCCUGGUGAUAACUGCAUCACAAUGUCAUACACUAAAAGGUACGAUGGAGCAUGUAGAAGUUAAGUAGUGAUGUAAUGGUUGUAGAAGUUUAGUCCUUGAAACAUUAAGAUUUUUAUCUGCUCUUUUUUGAAAAAGUCUGUGAUGUGAAUUUUGUAUAUGCGUGGGAAAACGUACGUUUGAACGUACUUGUAUCUGGCAUUAAAAGUGCCUGUGCGAUUGCAUAAAUGGAUGUAGUAAUAGCA